AUGGCGGACAACGAUGCGACAACGCUGGCGGAGCUGCUCGAACCCGCCCAGGCACCUGAGCUAGUGCUCCUGCCGCAGGAGCUGCCGCCCGCGACGCCAGCCUCCGUGGGGAGGCGGCGCGGCCGGCCGCCGGGGUCGAGGAACAAGGAGAAGCCACCGGUGGUCAUCGUGCGGGAGAGCAAGGCGGCGAUGCGGCCCGUGGUGCUGGAGCUCGCUGCGGGCUGCGACGUGGCCACCGCGCUGGCGGACUUCGCGCGCCGCCGCUGCGUCGGCGUGUCCGUGCUCUGCGGCCGCGGCGCGCUCUCCGCCGUCGCGCUGCGGCUCUCCACCUCGCCAGUGACGCUGGAGGUCAGGAAGCUGGAGGGCCGGCUGGAGGUGCUGUCGCUGUCCGGGACGGUGCUGCCGUCCAAUGCCGCCGGCGACGGUGGAGUUCAGCCGCCGCCGUUCACGGUGGCCCUUGCAGGUGGGGGCGGGCAGGUCAUCGGCGGCACGCUCGCGGGGGUCAUGACGGUGGCGGAAGAUGGGAUGGUGGUGGUGGCGGCCACGUUCGGGACCGCCGAGGUGCACCGGGUUCCCGCGCAUGACUCUGAGGAAGAACGAGGCGAUGAUGGCCGCCCGGAGGAGAGGCACCCACCGCCACCGCCACCGCCACCGCCAGCAGUGGCGCUGCCGCCGCCUCAGCUGCUGCAGCUGAAGCAGGCGAUGGUGGGUGCGAGCGCCGCCGCCGACGUGGGGCAUGUCGCUGCCUACGGCGAGGGUUCGGGCUGGCGUGGCGGGUAUCCGGGUCAGGUGGGCCACUAUCAGCAGCAGCAUGCCGAUCAGACGCUCCCGUGGGCCCAGCUGUUUGCUGACUCAGGCGCUCCCAACUAUCACUACUUGUAG
Messenger RNA from Lolium perenne, 882 nucleotides. Its product is annotated as AT-hook motif nuclear-localized protein 28-like. Gene Ontology annotation, molecular function: minor groove of adenine-thymine-rich DNA binding; DNA-binding transcription factor activity. Lineage: Eukaryota; Viridiplantae; Streptophyta; Magnoliopsida; Poales; Poaceae. Gene Ontology annotation, cellular component: nucleus. The record is from RefSeq and is a predicted model, not a curated record.